Messenger RNA from Triplophysa rosa, 977 nucleotides. It is a transcript of the gene bphl, whose product is annotated as biphenyl hydrolase like. The coding region runs from base 26 to 856 and encodes 276 amino acids. The record is from RefSeq and is a predicted model, not a curated record. The transcript has 7 exons. Lineage: Eukaryota; Metazoa; Chordata; Actinopteri; Cypriniformes; Nemacheilidae.
AGCAGCAGCGCGUCACGUUCGCGCAAUGGCGUCUCGCGCUGGGUGCAGAGCGCUCAAAGUUUUAAUGCAGACAAGAUUUUACAGUAGUAAGUGUGUAAGUGGGAAGCGUUCAGUGAAUGGAGUGAAUCUGUUUUAUCAACACACUGGACACGGAUCUCACUCUGUCCUGCUGCUGCCCGGAGCUUUAGGUAGUGGAAAGACUGAUUUUGCUCCUCAACUUGAGCAACUUGAUAAGAGUUGUUUUACUGUGGUGGCGUGGGACCCGCGGGGUUACGGGCGCUCGCGUCCUCCCGACAGAGACUUUCCUGCUCAUUUCUUCCACAGAGAUUCCAAAGAUGCUGUGCAUUUAAUGCAAGCUCUGGGUUUCGCUCGUUUCUCUCUGUUAGGAUGGAGUGACGGUGGUAUCACUGCUCUGAUCACGGCUGCGUUAAAUCCCACUCUCAUUCAGAAACUCGUGGUUUGGGGCUCCAACGCUUACGUCUCAGAGGAAGACAUGCAGAUCUAUAAAUCAAUCCGUGACGUGUCAUUAUGGAGUGAGCGAAUGAGACGGCCGAUGGAGGAGAUGUAUGGUGCUCAGUACUUUCGUGACACCUGGGAGAGAUGGGUCGGUGGGAUCAGUCAGUUUACGCACAACCCGCAGGGUAACAUAUGUAUGGAGUUGUUGCAGUUGAUUUCCUGUCCCACACUGAUUGUUCAUGGGGCCAAAGACCCUGUGGUGCCCUCUUUCCACCCACAAUACCUUCUGAAGAACAUCAAGGGCUCAAGGUUGCAUGUCAUACCAGAUGGGAAACAUAAUUUGCACUUGAGAUACGUCAGUGAAUUUAACACACUUGUGGAGAAAUUUCUUUCUGAAUAAGCAGCAGAAUACAGACUCGAGAAUAUAGACACAUGGUUAGUGCUUUCUAGGAAUAAAUACUACUUGAUUCUGGUCUGUCAUGUCAUUUUGAAAAAUACUUUUAAUACAGAAGUAAUAAAAG